CACAUGACCACACAUCCGCUCUGUGACUGUUGCUGUUAUGACAACGCACUGCGAAAGUUGGAUGAAUGGCUUCAGUGAAGAAAAAGAGCCAGGUUUCCUCCUCUAAAGUGCGCCAGAGGUCUCUGUCAUGUACCGUAUACUUGGACGUUCAUAGAGUUACAUGUCCAGAUGUGCUCCUGUCUAAAAAGAAGGAUCUCUACCUCAGUGUGUGUAUCAUGGGCCAGUACAGGAAGACCCCCUGUUUGCUACCUGUGUUUCCUUUGAACUUUCACCACAAAAUGGUAUUUUUCAAGACUUUCCCUGGCGUGGUUGACCCUGCUGAUGUUGCUGACUUCCUUGAAGCUGACACAACAUCUUUUGAGCUGAUUCAGUUGGUGCCUCCAGAGGGUGAAAUCCUUGCUACAAUGGAGGAGAGCACAAGAGAUUUCUUGUACCCUGAAUCUGCACUGAGCUCCAGAGAAGGAACUGCAGAGAGAGAGAUACUGAUGAAGAGAUCCUCCUUCCCUGGAAUCGCCCCCAGAGUGGAGUUUACCACCACAUCAGUCAUCGAGGAGAGUAAUGGGAGAGACAACUGUCCUGCCUCACCUGUGUGCUUUUCUCCAUUAAGGUCAUCUUUAACCUCAUCAAAAAAGGGUGCAGUAAAGAAGUCUUCUCCAUUGAGGGUGCAUUUUUCCAAGAUAGAUGACGCAACCUGUGUCACUUCAAAGUGUGGGAAGGAAGAGCUAAAUGUUGGUGCUAGAAGUCCAAACUCUGCAGCUCUCUCAACAUCCAGACGCUCCCCAUCUUCAAAAUCAACCAGCUGCAAUCCCCAGAAUAAGAAGAAGGAGAGAAAACAGGCUUCUCCCAGAAUUUCUGUGGACUCUGGCUACCAGCUGCCGACAGUUUCCUCAAGGACACGAGCGUUAUCCCCUUACACCCACCGCAAGAUGUGCCAGCUUUCAGAGGACGCCCGGCAGAGGCUCAGCCAUCUCCAGCUGGGGCCUCACCACUUCAGGAAGGAGACCGAAAGCCAGCAGCCUUUCUUGGUGCCUCGCUGCAGCAGUGCCUCAUGGAUGGAAACUCCUCCUUUCUCUCCUCAGAGCGGUAGCAUGAAUCGACAGUCUGUCAGCUUAAUAUCUGAUCACACAGAUUCUUCUCUCCUGGGGAGUUACAGACCAAAAACAAACAGAGUGAGUUCAGGUUCCGUCAGGGUCCACUUGUCUCCAGAGACACAGUUUAGACUUAAAGCCCAGACUGAAAGCCCAAAAGUGCGAGGUGCUGCCUUAUCUAAGUCAACCCUGACCACAUCAGAGCCCAGAAGUCCCGUGAAUCUCAGCCACUCCCUCAGGGAAAGGCUCUCGACCAGCCAGCUCAGUCCAUCCUACUGGGAAAUCCACAGCCGUGUCCAAAGGAUCUUACAGACACACAAAACUAAGGGACCACCAAGUGAUUUUUGACCUUUGACCUUUACUGAUCUGCCGACAUGGUGACCAGACAAACAACUGAGAUGUCAAUACAAAGAUGUUUUACUGUUGAACCAUUCAUGCUAACAAUGUUGUUACUUUAAACUUAAAAACAGGUACUGGUAUUUAAUACACAUACACACAUUCACAAACCCUCUUAACCUCAUGAUUUUAAAAUACAGUGAGCCAAACCAUCUCACACACAUUUAUCUCACUUCGAUGUUUAUUUAAAUCUCAAACUAUCCCAGGCACCUGCUGAGCUGUGCUUGUCGUUGUAGUUACUCUUUGAAAAGGCAGAGAAUUUGUUGGGGUUACGCUCAAAAGCAAAGAAGCGCUGCUUCCCUCCCACCCGUCAGCUGGGCUGUUUUUUUUUUCUAAAACGCCCUGUUGGUGAAAACCAAACAGAGACGUUCUAAUUUCUCUAAAGCCUUGUGUGAAAUUGGCUCGGGUACAAAGAAGCUACAUACGUGUGUGUGUGUGUGUGUGUGUGUGUGAGAGAGGAGGCGACAUGGUGGAUGUAAGCUGCAGCUGUUAAGGGCUCAUCUCUCACAACACAAAAGAGAGACAAGAAGGUAGCCAAGAGCCACCGAUGGGAGCCAGCAGCUAAAAGCGACUGAAGAGAUUUAAGAGAGAGAGGAGGAACAAAAGAAAUACUGAAUCAAAGAGAAGAAGACACAAAGCAUGGAGCCUUAACAUAAUCAUUCAGUGUUACACUGAAAUGUCUUGAACAUUAUCAAUCAGACGGUUGACGGUAUGAAGGUUGUAUGCGCUCAUUGCAGGUUAUCUGCUCUUUGUAAUGAACUUCAUGUCAGGUAGUAUUUCUUCUACCAGGAGCUCAGUUAAAUAUUUAUCAGUGUUUGUAAAGUAAAAUGCAGUGAUGUUUUGCACUUUUAUAACUGCUACUCAAGGUUUCAUUUUAUUCUGAAGGAUGCCAAAUGUAAAAAAAAAAGUUAGAUUAUUUUACAGAUGACUGAUCAGGGAAUUAUAGAAGUUUUUUUUUUGCAAUGCAAGUAAAUUUGCAGUCAGGACCAAAUCAUGUUAAACUUCAUUGUAUUAUUUUUUCUCAUUGAGUUAUAUUGACCAUGUUCCCAUCCUUAGCGGAAAAAUGUCCCAUUUCCUACGUAACCAGUCAGAUUGUGCUGCUCACUCAAAAGUUACAUUGAAAAUGUUUGUUUUCUUACAGCGAUUUAAAAUGUGCCUCAUGUGUUCAUCCUCUGACUGCGUACAGUUUGUUUCCCAAAUGAUAUAUCAGAUUUAACAUUGUUGUUUUGGUGUCUGAUUUCACUGACUAUUUUAAAUCUUCAUUGAACUAUUCCUAACCCAGUGAGCAGUUCAUGUUAGAUAGCAUUUUGUCACUUUGUAAACACAUGAAUUCACUCAUUUGAAAAUGUAUUCUAUUUUAAAGACAGUAUUAUAUGAUAAAUAUCCUUCAAACUUUGUUUGCUUUUAAUUGUAAUAUGAAGAGAAGUGAUAUAUUUUCAAUGUAUAAUUGUGAUCGGGCACAUUUUUCAGUUUUGGUUAUAAACGACAACAUCGUGGAUUCUUAUCCCACAGGACAGUUUGAGCCAUACUUUCAAAAUGUGAUGAGUUCAUUAAAGGAUAUCAUUGACAAACAUCA
Molecule: messenger RNA, 3060 nt
Organism: Labrus bergylta (ballan wrasse)
Lineage: Eukaryota; Metazoa; Chordata; Actinopteri; Labriformes; Labridae
Gene: spata6
Product: spermatogenesis associated 6
Biological process (GO): spermatogenesis
Molecular function (GO): myosin light chain binding
Source: RefSeq, a predicted model, not a curated record